CGCGUGUCGCUCACCUCCACUUUUACAUUGCUUCCUCCAUCCAUCCAUCCCUCUUCGUUCUCAUCUUUUUUUUCAUUCAUUCUGUUCAUUUCCAUCCUAACCUUCUACGAUGCCGAAAUUCUACGACUCAAUAUCCAACGACCUGCGUGACUGGGCUCUCCGCCAAAGCGUCUUCUUCGUCGCCUCCGCCCCUCUCCAAGGUCGCCAUGUGAAUCUAUCUCCCAAAGGCCUCCCCGAUGCCUCCUUCGCCAUCCUCGGCCCUAAAGAGGCCGCAUACGUCGACGCCACCGGCUCAGGCAGCGAGACCAUCUCGCACCUGCACGAGAACGGCCGCAUCACCGUGAUGUUCUGCUCGUUCGACUCGUCCCCUCGUAUCAUGCGGUUCUUUUGCAACGGUUCCGUGAUCGAAUGGAACCAGCCCGAGUUCGAACCAUAUCUGGCCCGCAUGGGCGGGAAAAAUGUUCCUGGAGCGAGAGCGAUUAUUCGAUUGGACGUAUUCAAGGUCCAAACAUCCUGCGGCUACGGCGUCCCGCAGCUCUCCCUGACAACAGACCCCGACACGAAUUCUCCAAAGCCGUAUCUCAAAGACCGCGAAACCCUAGGCCACUGGGCUAGUAAGCGGGUUGCGGCAGGUGAUGUCCAUACAUACCAGCGCGACAACAACAAUCGCAGUCUUGAUGGUCUGCCCGGUCUGAAAACGGCUGUUAAAGAUAGCGGUCGGUCGGUGCUGUGGUCCGAGGUGCGGAAUUGGACGUAUAGGAAUCGGGCGGAGAUCGAUCUGGUCAAGACGUCGGUUUUGAUCCUUCUCGUUGCGAUGGGCGCUGCACGGUGGCUCGUGGCAAUGAGCUCUCGCCCCAUUCGUAUUGCAGGUGCUUCCGGCUCGGCCUCCGACCGCCGCCAUGCCAUCGCCGAAUUUGCUCGGAAUCACCCUCAAGACCCGAUCGAUGUUAUCAUUGCCGAUUUCAUGAGCGAGGCCAACAUGGUCACUGGAGCAGCACGACGUGUAGACCAGGACAAACAGAACUCAAGCCAACAGAGCUCAGGACCACCGGGACUACCGGGGUACGAGCCUUCGUUUCUCCUGGCCUUACAGCCAGCCCUCGAGGACCUGGCCAAGCAUGGUAUCAAAGUAGCGGUCAAUGCGGGAAAUACUGACACCGAGGGUCUAUACAAGGCGGUGACACAGAUGGUGAAAUCUAAAGGGCUAAGCUUAAAGGUGGCUUGGGUAUCCGGUGAUCAGGUUCUUGCCACAGUCAAGGACGCCUUGUCUUCUGGCAACUCGACAUACAAGAACGUGUAUACCGGGGAAGCACUUUCAGACUGGAAUUUUGAACCCAUAUUUGCACAAUGCUAUCUAGGGGGCCUUGGUGUUGCCGCGGCCUUCUCCCAGGGUGCUGACAUUGUGCUCUGUGGGCGAGUGUCGGAUGCAUCGCCCGUGAUCGGAGCUGCAGCUUGGUUUCACGGCUGGAAACGCAGCGAUCUAGACCAGUUAGCCAAUGCGUUUGUGGCCGGUCAUCUUAUCGAAUGCAGUAACUAUGUCUGCGGCGGCAACUUCACCGGCUUCAAAGCUCUUGAGAAGCUGGGCAAAGAUGGAUGGUCCAAUAUCGGGUACCCUAUUGCUGAGAUCUCCGCCGAUGGAAAAGUGAUUAUUACCAUGCAGUCCUACGCCACCGGAGGUGCCGUUACGGCGGACACCUGCUCUUCACAGCUCCUUUACGAGAUCCAGGGACCAUGGUACUACAACUCGGACGUCACGGCCAUUCUAACCGACCUACAUUUCGAACAGAUAAGCACCAACCGCGUCGCAUUGCGUGGAGUCCGCUCUGCACCACCACCUCCAACAACAAAAGUCGGCAUCACUGCGCGUGGUGGAUUCCAGGCCGAGGUCUCAUGGUACCUUGUUGGAUUGGACAUCGACGCGAAGGCCCGCAUGCUGGAGGAUCAAAUCCGUCGGCUUCUCGCUCCACAAUCGUCCAAAUUCACGGAACUCAAAUUCUCCACGCUGGGGUCGGUUCCAGAUGACCCAAAAGACCAGAACAGCGCCACGGUCACUUUCCGCGUUGUCGUCCAGGCCCGCAAUGCUGAUGACAUUGCGCCUCACAACUUCCUGCGGCAUAUCGCCGACAAUAUCAUGCAAGGGUACCCUGGAGCUACGUUCCACCUCGAUAUGCGUCAAGGGUUCCCCAAGCCCGUGUACGAGUACUACGUCAGUCUCCUACCACAGGCGGACAUCAAGCACCGAGUCCACCUCCCAUGGAGCAAUCAAGUCCUCGAUGUCCCUCCACCCCCAUUGACAAAAGAAUACCCACCCCGCCAACCGUCACAGCAUACAACCUCAGCCCCAGCAAAUCCACAACUCGACUUCGGCCCUACCACGCGAGGCCCGUUGGGAUGGAUUGUCCACGCCCGGUCAGGCGACAAGGGCCCCGACGCUAAUUGCGGGUUCUGGGUCCGUCACAGCGACGAAUACCUCUGGCUUCGGUCAUUGUUAUCGACACCGAAAAUUAAGGAGCUUCUGGGACCGGAAUACACGGCUAAUCCACAGUUGGAAGUGGAUAGGUUCGAGCUGCCGCAGUUGCAGGGCGUACAUUUCUUGUUCCGGAAUUUGCUGGAUCGAGGAGUGGGUAUCACGACGACGGUGGACUUCUUGGGAAAGAACGUCGCGGAGUAUUUGAGAGCUAGGUGGGUGGAUUUGCCGGUCAGGUUUUUGAAUCGGGGAAAGCUGUAGACAUGAAGGUUAGUUUUGGUGAGUUGUCAAGUAUAUUUGACCCCGACAAUAAGUAUAUAAUCUCUAUG
Aspergillus steynii IBT 23096 is the source of this 2796-nucleotide messenger RNA. RefSeq names its product DUF1446-domain-containing protein. The record is from RefSeq and is a predicted model, not a curated record. The transcript is spliced from 5 exons. The coding region runs from base 110 to 2728 and encodes 872 amino acids. NCBI's taxonomy places the organism in Eukaryota, Fungi, Ascomycota, Eurotiomycetes, Eurotiales, Aspergillaceae.